Messenger RNA from Cyclocybe aegerita, 1050 nucleotides. The record is from the annotation of a GenBank genome assembly. NCBI's taxonomy places the organism in Eukaryota, Fungi, Basidiomycota, Agaricomycetes, Agaricales, Hemipholiotaceae.
AUGCCAGUGCCUGCUAUCCCGGCGUUUCCUGACAAUACCCCUACACACCCGCUGCUCGUCAUCGACUACGAGUUGCUCAAGAAUGGGGAUACGAUGGAGAUUGGGCGCUUGUGGGAUGCUGCGACGAAAUUAGGGUUCUGGUAUCUCAAGAACCAUGGCGCAGACGAGCUUGUGGCAGGAAUGUUUGAUCUAGGAGCGGAGACGAUUGCACUUCCUCUCGAAGAAAGGAUGAAGUUUGAACAAGGAGACGAUGGCCAGUCGUUUGGGUACAAGGCGGCGGGAGUGAACGCAGUCGACGCCAGCGGCGAACCUGACACCGUCGAAUUCCUGAACGUCGCCAAAGACGACGCUCUCGCCUGGCCCAAGCAGGCCCGUCGUGCGUACCCUCGCACCGCCAACGCCCGCAUGGAGUCCACCGUUGGCCCUUUCGUGCGCAAGUCGUUAGAGAUCAAUAAUUGCCUCCUGGAGAUCUUCAACGAGAAGCUCGGACUACCUCUUGGAUCGCUGAUGGAGCGGCACAAGAUGGAGGAGUUCAGUGGGAGCGAAACGAGGAUUACGAGGAACGCGCCGACAAUGAAUACGACGAAGCAAGUGAUCGGGAGCCACACCGACUUCGGGUCGCUCUCCUUCCUCCAUAACCGCCUAGGCGGACUUCAGGUUCUCGUUCCAGGAUCCGACAGCUGGCAAUACGUGAAGCCAAUACCUGGCCAUGCCAUCUGCAACGUCGGAGAUGCACUGGCCAUCUUCAGCGGAGGAAUCCUACGUUCCAACCUCCAUCGGGUCCUUCCACCACCAGGAUCUCAGGCCGGUCUCGAACGUUGGUCACUUGUUUACUUCACGAGACCUGGGAACUCGGUCGUCCUCCGCGCCCUCGUCGAGGAUAGCCCUCUCAUCGCUGAGGCGGUUGCGAAGACGCCCGAGAAGAACUACGAGACAGGAGCAACGGCGCUGGAGUGGUUCACGAGAAGAAUAAAGUACCAGCGAAUCAACAACCGGAAGGGCCCGGAAACAUGGAUGGCGAGUCGGGGUACGGAGCGUGUCGAAGCCUGA